AAAAGAAAAGAAAGGAAAAAGGUUUUCCAUUCACUUCCUCACCCUUUCUUUCUCAGUUUUUACCUUAGCUUGGGGAGAGUUCUUAGGGUUUUGGAAGGGGUUUUUGGAAGGAAUUCGAUCGCCAUGGCUGAGCAUCACGAGAAGAAGGAGGAGUCGCUGCUUGAUAAGAUAGCGGACAAGAUCCACGGUGGCGAUGGUUCUUCCUCGUCGUCGUCCGACUCCGAUCACGACGACCACCCCAAGAAGUCGUCCUCACCGGCUUCUCCCUCGUCGAUGAAGUCCAAAAUUAAACGUCUCUUUGGCCGCGAGCAGCCGGUGCACAAGGUUCUCGGUGGUGGCAAACCUGCGGAUGUUUUCCUGUGGAGGAACAAGAAGAUCUCUGGAGGAGUGCUUGGCGGAGCAACUGCUGCGUGGGUGCUCUUUGAAUUGCUCGAGUACCACCUUCUCACUCUGGUCUGCCAUGCCCUGAUCCUUGCACUCGCUGUUUUGUUUCUGUGGUCCAAUGCCUCCGCCUUCAUCAACAAAACCCCUCCACGAAUUCCACAGGUCCAUCUCCCUGAAGACCCAGUUCUGCAAUUCGCUGCUGCACUUAGGAAUGAGAUCAAUCGUGGCUUGGCUACCCUUCGUGAGGUUGCAUCCGGGAGGGAUCUGAAGAAGUUCCUUGCUAUAAUUGCUGGUUUGUGGGUCUUGUCUAUCGUGGGAAGCUGGUGCAACUUCUUGACUCUGUUCUACAUUGGUAAUGCAAUCUCCACCCAACCAACAGUUUUUGUGCUGCUCCACACAGUGCCAGUUUUCUAUGAGAAGUAUGAAGACAAGGUGGAUGCCUUGGGCGAGAAGGCUUGGAUCGAGAUCAAGAAACAGUGGGCAGUGUUUGAUGCCAAGGUGCUAAGUAAGAUUCCUAAAGGCCCAUUGAAGGACAAGAAGAAGGCUUAAAUGAACAGGUUGGGGCGGUUCUACAUUUGUGGUGCUUAUUCCGUGAGAGUAGUGACACAAGAUUUGUUGGCCUGCAUUUUGUGAAGGGAGUUAUUUGUGGUAAAACUUUGGCCAGUACUAGUGCAUAGAUCAUCAUCCCCCCUGGCUUUUUUCUCCCCCCCGCUUACUUCUGUGGACGUCUAUUUUCAUAUAAGCAGCUUGUAUGGAAAUUCUAAUCUUUGUUUGAUAUUGUAAGUCUCUGCUUGUACAUCGAGGUUCUACUCUCCCGUGGUGUGUUAAGAUCAUGG
Molecule: messenger RNA, 1220 nt
Organism: Linum tenue
Lineage: Eukaryota; Viridiplantae; Streptophyta; Magnoliopsida; Malpighiales; Linaceae
Source: the annotation of a GenBank genome assembly